Messenger RNA from Phacochoerus africanus (Common warthog), 922 nucleotides. RefSeq names its product glycine-rich cell wall structural protein 2-like. The coding region runs from base 1 to 708 and encodes 235 amino acids. NCBI's taxonomy places the organism in Eukaryota, Metazoa, Chordata, Mammalia, Artiodactyla, Suidae. The transcript has a single exon. The record is from RefSeq and is a predicted model, not a curated record.
AUGGCUGCGGCGGCCGACCCCCCUCCUCCCCACUCCCCCCGCUCGGGGAGCCUCCUCAGCCGGAGGAGGCGACAACAAAGCGGCGGCGGCGGCGGCGGCGGCAGCGGCAGCGGCGGCUCCUCAACAUGGCAGCGCCGAGCGCGGCCACUUCCGGUAACCUCCGGGACGCACCACCGCCGCGGCGAGCGCGGGCGGGGGGGGAGCCCCGACCCGGCCGCCGCCGCCCCCAGCGGCCCGGACCCCUCCCGGGCGUUCCCGCGGCCGGCUCGCCGUCUCGGAGCUCAGCCAGGGCCCGCCGGCGGUGGGGUCAGGGCCCCCGCGGGGGGGCUGGGGUGGGGCGGGGGGCGGGGAUGGGGCGCGGCGUCCCCCCCCGCGGGGGUGUGUGGUGCUGCGGUCCGUGGCUCAGGCAGCUGGAACAGGGGGAGCUCAGGAGAGAAGAUGGAGGACGCCAGGGUCUGGCGCUGGCUCGCUGGGCAAGGCUGGGCCGGCUCUCGUGACUCAAACCCGAUGCCCAGUAGCAUCGCUUCCCUAUCAGACCCUCAGGGGAAGGCACAGACGGCAGCGGUCACCUGGCUCGUCAGGCCCUUUUUUGCGCAGCACAGUCCCUACCUCCAAACUGGGGGAAGCCCCUUCGACUUGGAGAGUCUCUCCACUCUGGUAUUUCAUCUCAGCGAAACCUUCCGCACUCUUGCUAGGAUACUCAUCUAACUCUGAGUGGCCUUCCAACUCAAGCAGGGAAUCCCACUGGGGUGCAGCCACAGAUCUUCCCUGGGCGGAGGGAGACACUUCCCACGCGUAGAGGUGUCAUUGCUGGGUUAUUCUUGGGUGAAGGGCUGAGCGUCCCCAUCUUCCCUUUAACUCCAGAUAUGAUGUGAAAUUCUACCAAACACCCCCUCUCCCGCCAAAAAAAAAAAAAAAAUUU